This is a messenger RNA of Cetraspora pellucida, 2457 nucleotides long. NCBI's taxonomy places the organism in Eukaryota, Fungi, Glomeromycota, Glomeromycetes, Diversisporales, Gigasporaceae. The record is from the annotation of a GenBank genome assembly.
AUGACUUGGAAAAAGAAAAAGCGAGGUGGAAACAAGAAAAAUCGCCAAGAGGCGCCGCGAGAAAGAGAUAAUACUAAAAGUCUCUUUGAUGAUAUUGUUAGAGAGAAUGAAAAUUUUGAAGCAUUUUACAAGGCACAAAAUAUUAUACCUGAAACAGAAUGGGAAAGGUUUAUGGAAGUAAAUAAAAUUACUCUUCCUACUUCUUUUCGUAUUACCGGGAGUCGAAGUAAUGCAUUUGAAUUACGUAAUUUAAUGAUAAAUGUUCACGUUCCAGAAUUGAAUAAAAUUCAAUUUGGUAGUGAUAACAGAUCUGAAGCACCGAGGCCUUUACUUUGGUACCCGGAUGGGCUUGGGUGGCAACAUUCCGCACCAAGGAAUACAAUUAAAAAAAAUCUUGUUUUUCAAAACUUUCAUAAAUGGUUGGUUGCAGAAACUGAAGUGGGAAAUAUUAAUCGUCAGGAGGCAGUUAGUAUGAUACCACCUUUAUUCCUAGACGUUAAACCUGGUCACUGGGUGCUUGAUAUGUGCGCAGCUCCAGGAUCAAAAACUGUACAAAUAAUAGAAGCAGUGCAUGCAAAUGACUUGCAAGACAAGACAAUUCCUUCUGGUCUCGUCAUCGCAAAUGAUGCUGAUAUGAAACGAAGUUGUAUGCUUGUACAUCAGGCUAAACGCUUGAAAAGUCCAUGUUUAAUAGUAACUAAUCAUGACGCAGCACAAUUUCCUGGUGUAUACGUGAAACAGGGGUUAAACGAGGAAAAAAGACCAAUUCAAUUUGAUCGUAUCUUAGCAGAUGUUCCAUGCAGUGGUGAUGGAACACUACGAAAAAAUUUUUUGAUUUGGAAAAAUUGGGGCGUAGGAAGUGCAAUUGGACUUCAUUAUACUCAAGUAAAAAUUUUACUUCGUGGUGCACAACUUGCAAAAGAAAAUGGUCGAAUAGUAUACUCAACAUGUUCAAUGAAUCCUCUUGAAAAUGAAGCAGUAGUUGCGGAGGUUUUAAGACGAUCCAGAGGAAAUUUACAUCUUGUAGAUGUUUCCGACCAAUUACCGCAAUUAAUAAGAGCACCAGGAGUUACAUCAUGGAAGGUAAUGAGUAAAGAAAAUAAAUGGGUUGAUAAAUUGGAAGAUAUAAAUCCAAAGUAUCAGAAAAAAUAUGAGAAGUCACUUUGGCCGCCUCCAGACGUAGAUCAACUCAACCUGGAAAGAUGGCAAGCUCACACUGUUAUUAUCAUGCGGAUAUAUCCUCAUUUUCAAGAUACUGGUGCAUUUUUCGUUGCAGUAUUGCAAAAGACAGGCCCAAUAACUGACAUAAGCUCUAUAAAUAGUUCGAUGUCAAAUAAAAACACAUGUGACACGAAAGAUGUUUCAAUUGAUGAAGCUAAUGAAAAUGACAAUCAAAACUUUAAUGAAGAAAUUGAUAUAUCCAAUGAGACUAAUAAAAAUGACAAUCAAAACUUUAAUGAAGAAAUUGAUAUAUCCAAUGAGGCUAAUAAAAAUGACAAUCAAAACUUUAAUAAAGAAAUUGAUAUAUCUAAUGAGGCUAAUGAAAAUGACAAUCAAAACUUUAAUGAAAAAAUUGAUAUAUCUAAUGAGGCUAAUGAAAAUGACAAUCAAAACUUUAAUGAAGAAAUUGAUAUAUCUAAUGAGACUAAUGAAAAUGACAAUCAAAGCUUUAAUGAGGAAAUUGACAUAUCUAACGAGCAAGAUGGUGCAAUAAUUGUUGAUCCGUCAACUAAUGAUACUUUAGAUAAUUAUUACGUAGUUCCUGUAAAAAGACAUAACGUUGACUCGUCUAGACAUAAAUCACAUAAAUGCCCAAAAGUCGAAAAGCCUGAAACAGAAACAAAACCUGACGAUGAAGAUCAAGAGACGGGAACACAAAAACGAGCGUGCGAGGAACCUUUUAUUUUUUUGGAUCCAGAUUAUUCUGAUAUCUCAAAGAUCAGAGAAUACUAUGGAUUAUCUCAUGAAUUUCCAACAGAUCAGUUACUUGUUCGAUCUGUAAAUGAGAGAAACAAGAUACUGUAUUUUGUGUCUGAAUCUGUUAAACAAGUUUUACAGGCACCCGAUUGUCAUCGAUUAAGGGUAGUAAACUCGGGAAUAAAAAUAUUUACUCGACAAGAAACUAAUGAACCGAUAAAAUGUGAAUUUCGAUUUAAUUCAGAAGGCUUAGUAAUGAUAUAUCCUUAUAUAUCCAAAAAAAGAGUGGUAAAUUUUAGUUUAGAAGAUCUUAAAAUAUUACUGUCAGAACCUACACCACUUAUAGAUCGAUUUGAUGAAAAAAUUCAGAGGAGGCUGAAGGAAUUAGAUAUGGGGUGUAUAAUUGUUUAUAUUGAUCCAUGUAAAGAACGUGAUGCGAUUAUAUUGCCUGUUUGGCGAGCUGCGGUAUCUCUAAAUUUAUUAUGUCGAAAGGAAGAACGAAGAGCAUUGGAGUUGAGAGUUUCAAAUUUUCAUCAAUAA